Messenger RNA from Blepharisma stoltei, 333 nucleotides. The record is from the annotation of a GenBank genome assembly. Lineage: Eukaryota; Ciliophora; Heterotrichea; Heterotrichida; Blepharismidae.
AUGGAUCGCCAUCUGAGGCGAAAACUGCAACAAUCUGCCGGAAACGGAAUGUGAGAGCGUGCAUGUGCUUCAGUGGAUUCUAUUCCAGAUGAUAUGUUUGAUAGGUAUGUUGACGCAGGAUAUCUUGACGAUGUCCUCGAUGAUGUUAUGGAUUAUUUUAUGGAUGACUAUGAAGAUGAAGAAGAGUGGCUUGAUGAGAGAGUAAGUGAAGAUGAGCUGGUUGAAGAAAGUGAUAGAGAAGAUUUAGCGGAAGUUGAGGCUCAGGAGAAUUUAGCUAUCAAAAUUGGAUGGAGAUAUAAUGGGAGGAUCAGAAUUGAUACAAGACUUGCAUAA